UAAAUCCAAUAUGGCGCCGCAGAAGGGCACUCUGCUGUCAACAACAGAUUUUCCGCUGUAUGCGGUACGGUCUCUUGGAGAUCGACACUUUCUUGUAGCAGGAGGGGGUGGUCAGGCUAAAACAGGCGUUCCUAAUGCAGUAGAAAUAUAUGAGCUGAAGUUGUCUGAUAACAAGGUUUUGUCAGCAAGUCUGUGUCGUCAUGAUACUGGGCUUCAGGCGGUUAUGAACUGCGAUACCUUCUAUGAUGGGCGCAACCAUUACCUAGCAACAGGACAGGAUGAUGAAUGCCACACAUACUCACUCAAAUACAAAGUUGUUCCAGCAGAAAAACAGCCAGAAUCCAAGGAAGCCAAGGUCAGAAAAAGAAAAGGAGAAACUGAAAAUUCCUCAAAGGAGAAAAGCAAUGAUACCAAACAUAUCACCUUUGACAUUGAACCAAUGAAACAUGUUACUACAGACUUUGCUAAAGAUGGCAGUUUUCAAAAAGUGGUCCGAUUUGGUGCCGACCAUUCUAUUCUGGCAACAGGAGGAGCUGAUGGUUUCGUCAGAGUGUGGCAGUAUCCAGACAUGAAAAAGAUCUAUGAAGUGAAAGCUCACUUUAAAACUGUUCACUUUGUCACAGACUGCCAUCCUAAACCAUUUUUGAAACCAUUGUUUUUCUGUCUAUUUUGUCCGAUCUUUCAAUAUGGGCUUAUUGAAGGCAGCAAAGCCAAAUUCAGCUUGUAUACUCUGAGCAUACCAAGCAAAAGAUCUUCCAAACCCUCACCAUGCUAUGUGACGUUGUGGGACCCCAGCACAUUUAAACCCAAGAAACAUGCCAGCACAGGAACUGAGGUUUCAUCAUCAUUAGCAGUCAGUGACGAUGGUAUCUACCUUGGUGUUGGCACAAUAUCUGGAAGUGUGUCUGUUUAUGUAUCAUUUAGUUUACAGAGGUUGUACCACGUGAAAGAGGCUCACAGUAUAUUUGUAACUGGGGUGGAGUUCAUGCCCAGCUCUGAAGGGUCCCGGGCUGUGACAGGGGGGCAAGAUUUCACACUGCUCAGCAUUUCUGCAGAUAACACCAUCAAGAUACACCAAGUUGCACCAAGAGGCUCCUACAGUGCAGCCUGGCUCGUUGUUGGAACACUCGCCAUCAUCUACGCCAUCUUCUGGCUAAUGUCCUCUUUUGGUAUUUGAUCUGCACAUUCCCACCUGCUGAGAAGGAUGUUUUGUUUGUCUUCAAUAUGGCUGUGAAACAUGUAGAUGGGAAAAUAUCCAGCAGACUAUCAGCCGAUAUGGCAACCCACUGAAAGAAUUGGAAAUCUAUCUCAAUUAAUGGUCUUAUCUCAUUUCUAUUUUUGUGACUGAUGUGAAACAAAGACGGUUUCCUCAUAUACUUGAGGCCACUGAUGAAUUGAGGGGUGAGAUAUCAAUGUUUGGGUUGUAUGUGGGUCAUUGCAGCCUAA
Molecule: messenger RNA, 1446 nt
Organism: Haliotis rubra (blacklip abalone)
Lineage: Eukaryota; Metazoa; Mollusca; Gastropoda; Lepetellida; Haliotidae
Product: prolactin regulatory element-binding protein-like
Exons: 9
Coding region: 11-1177 (388 amino acids)
Biological process (GO): protein secretion
Cellular component (GO): endoplasmic reticulum membrane
Molecular function (GO): protein binding; guanyl-nucleotide exchange factor activity; GTPase activator activity
Source: RefSeq, a predicted model, not a curated record